CCCCAGCAGAGUUGUCUCCGCGCCCGACCGGAAUCGGUACCCCGACGCUCCCAAAACGUGCGUUGUAAGUCCCGACAAAGCCCUCAAAAACCCAGAACCCCGAUCGGAUAAGGUUUUCCGAGUAAAAAUCCCCCGUGUGCGCCGUGCACCUCUCAAUCACCAGUCCCCUCACAUUCCCGGGAAUAUUCCAUCCCGUUAUAUUAGACCGAUCGUCCCGACGCCUGCACUGCGCCGACUCCUCGCUUCACACUUGGUUUCGUGUCCAUUCUGGUCUCAAUGCUCAUUUCACUCUGAAAAUUCGCAUUUUCCCGGCGAGUUUUCGCCCCAAAAACCCUCUGAAACGUGUCGAAGUGGCAGUAAAUACGUGAAAUCAAGUGUAAUUACUCCGAAAAUCAAAGAUAACCCCCGGGAAUAAAGCCCGGAGCAUCGGCGUCGCAGCCCAGGAGGCACUCGUGUGAAACAAAAAGAACAAUUCCCCGAAAAUCGUCGCCAAAACCUCUGAAGCAAAACCCCCCAAAAAAUCACAUUUUUUAAAUACCGAUAAUUAUCCCGUUGUUUGAUGUUUUAUUAAAAAAUGAGUGAUUACUCAGCGGUAGCUCCGCCACAAAAUUUCAGCCAGAGCUCGGCUUUUGCCGCGGCUCUACAGCGUGCCAAACAGAUCGCAGCUAAGAUAAAUCCAGGGGGUACACAGAGUUCCGAGGGAAAACUUAAGCGGUCACUUGAGGAUGGCCCAGGUAUGGUUCAUGAUGUAGAACCUGAGGCCAAGAAAUUAGCACCCGAUCCUCUAAUGAACCUUCGUGCACCAUCGAUGGGAGAUCCAAGCAGUGGACGAUCAAGCUCCCUGGCUUCGUCACCGCCUCAUGGAGUCAGUGGUAUGGGUGGUAUCUGCAAUGAAGAUAUUCGAGUCCCUGAUAAAAUGGUUGGAUUGAUAAUUGGAAGGGGCGGCGAACAAAUAACGAGAUUGCAAAGUGAAACAGGAUGUAAAAUACAAAUGGCGCCCGAAAGUGGCGGUCUACCGGACCGUGUUUGCACUCUAACUGGUUCACGAGAGGCUGUCAAUAGGGCGAAGGAUCUGGUGCUCUCCAUUGUCAAUCAGAGGUGCAGGGCUGAGGGAAUUGGAGAUAUGAACAUUGGAGGGAACUCCAGCAGCAACUCGGGUAGCGGUGGUGGUGGUGGUGGUGGUGGUGGUGGAGGCGGCGGCGGUGGUGGAGGCGGUGGUGGUGGUGGGGGAUCUAUGAUGAGUGGACAUCCUGGAUCCGUGGAGAUCAUGAUCCCUGGACCCAAGGUUGGAUUGAUCAUUGGCAAGGGAGGGGAGACUAUCAAGCAGCUGCAGGAGAAGUCUGGAGCCAAGAUGGUGGUCAUCCAGGAUGGACCUUCACAGGAGCAGGAGAAACCGCUGAGAAUAACUGGAGAUCCCCCAAAAGUGGAGUAUGCAAAGCAACUGGUGUACGAGCUAAUAGCAGAGAAGGAGAUGCAGAUGUUCAGAGGCCCCAGAGGUGGUGGUGGUGGUCCUCCAGGUUCCAACGAUCGUUCUGGAAGUUUCUCCAGUGACAAUGGAUACAUCCAUCCCUCAUCAAAUGCCGAUGGUGUCGAGGUUCUGGUGCCUCGUGCAGCUGUUGGAGUUGUUAUUGGAAAGGGUGGUGACAUGAUCAAGAAGAUACAGUCAGAGACUGGGGCACGUGUGCAGUUUCAACAGGGUCGUGAGGAUGGCCCUGGUGACAGGAAGUGUCUGCUCUCUGGUAAGCCUCAGGCAGUUGAACAAGCUCGCCAGAGGAUCCAGGAGCUCAUCGACAGUGUAAAUAGGAGGGACGACAGAAAUCCACAGGGACCUAGGGGACCCAGGGGCAAUGGCUUUGGCAGUGGACGUCCCAAUGAGUAUGGAGGAUGGGACAGACGUCAAGGGGGUGGGGGACCUCCUGGUGCUGGGGGUGGCCCCAUGGGGGAUAAAAUCGAAACCACGUACAAUGUUCCUUCUACCAAGUGUGGAAUUAUCAUUGGAAAAGGUGGUGAAACAAUAAAACAGAUAAACCAGCAGACAGGUGCUCACUGUGAGUUGGAUCGUAGAAAUCAGGGGAGUGAAAACGAGAAGAUAUUCAUAAUUCGUGGUACCCCAGAGCAAGUGGAGCACGCCAAGAGAAUAUUCAGUGAAAAAUUGGGAAUGGGUCCUGGUGGCACACCUUACGGUGGUGGACAGGGUGCAAUUGGCUACAAUCCAAGCUGGAAUGCAGGGGCUGGAUAUCAGACGUGGCCGGGAGCUGGUCAACAGCCAAAUGAUGGUAACAGUGCAGUGCAGCCUGUCCAGGUGAAUCCACAGACGGGACAGCCUGACUACAGUGCCCAGUGGGCUGAGUACUAUCGAUCACUGGGAAUGCACAGGGAGGCGGAGAUGAUUGAGCAGCAGUCGAAGCAGGCCAAGUCUGAUCAGCAGCAGCAGCAGCAGCAGCAGCCAGCACCACCAGGGGCACAGGCAGGUGCCACUGGACAGCCACAGCAGCAGGCACAGACUAAUCAACAGCAGCAGGCUAAUCCUGCCCAGAAUGGGGGACAGCAGCAGGCGGAUUACAGUGCACAGUGGGCUGAGUACUACAGGAGCAUGGGAAAGGUCAAGGAGGCCGAGGUCAUUGAGGCUCAAAUGAAGGCUGGAAAGUUGGGUGCAGCAAAUAAUCAAAUGUCCCAGCCCCAGAUGCAACAACAGCAGGCAAUGCCAGCCCAACCAGCGAAUCCCCAAUCUGGUGCACCCAAUGCAUUUCCCCACGCCUAUGGGGCAUAUCCAGGCAUCAAUGCCGGCUCAACCCCAGCUGCAUACUACGCUGGCGGUGGCGGUGCAGCUGCACCACAGCAACAGCCUGGCCAGCAGAAUCCAGCGUUCGCUGGUGGUUACCAGAACUAUCCAUACUCACAACCCAACUCCGACAACUAAUGUCUCCACCUGAAUUAUCAGCCACGAUUAAUAUGACGGAUGCUGCGGCACGUGUUAUGCGGAUGAGGUAAUUCGGUGGAUGGAUUUUAGUUUUGUAAAUAUCCGUUUUUGCGGAGCAUUGUUGAGAUUUUUUUUCGGUUUUUUUCUACUCGAAGAAUUCGAUUUUUUUUUUCAUUUGAAAUGGGUUUUGGAUGAAAUUAGUUUCGGCGAUAUUUCUGGAGGAGAGGGGUUGAGGGAAAAUUUCAGAGGACAUUUUUGGGGAUGAAUCUAGUUGAAGAGACCUUUGCAUAAUUCGGGAGGCUUUUUUUGUUUUUAGUUGAGGGUCAAGUAAUCCUUAAGAACGUCUAGGGUCGUUUGACCCUCAACUAAAAAUGCAACAACUUGUAAAACUCAUCAAAAAACGAUUUCCCCAAUUUUGCAAUUAUUUCCAUAACGAGUAGAGUUAUCAAAAAAUAUAUCAAGACGUUUUUUAUGCAGAAAUAAAUUCUCUACAAAAAAUGUCUUAUGGCAUUUUCCUCUAAACCCACUCACAACCGAGAUAAUCAAACAUUCAGAAAUGCGAAAAAUCAACUUGUGAAGGUUUACUCAACAACUCAACACACUGCGUGUGAUAAUGGCUGAAAACACUGAAAACAAUGAGAUUCAAGUACUCAGUACACUUUAUUAACAUCAACCAGCAAGAAAGAAAAACGAUAAAUAAAACAAUAAGAAUUCAUACUGUUACUAUCACAUUUUCAAGACUCUUUCGAGACAAUCACACAUACCAAAAUCAUCAAACACUUGACUCUGAACAUGUUACAUAACAAAUGUAUAUGUUUAAUCGAGAAUUAUAACCAGCAUACGUAAAACACAAUAAAUCAAUUUUUCAUAAA
Molecule: messenger RNA, 3792 nt
Organism: Diachasma alloeum
Lineage: Eukaryota; Metazoa; Arthropoda; Insecta; Hymenoptera; Braconidae
Gene: Psi
Product: far upstream element-binding protein 1
Exons: 10
Coding region: 575-2920 (781 amino acids)
Biological process (GO): regulation of DNA-templated transcription
Cellular component (GO): cytoplasm; nucleus
Molecular function (GO): mRNA binding
Source: RefSeq, a predicted model, not a curated record